UAGUGAGCGGUGCAACCGAGAGGCGCCAGUGUGCGGGAGAAAGCGGAGCCACGCACAUCAGCCCAGGUCCCAUCCUGUCAUUUGUUUUUUUUCACCCCCCCCCCCCCACCACCCAAAGACCCCGUACUGGACCAAGCGCUCGCUUUCCACCCCGCGUCAGAGAUGUGCAAGAAAAGGAGAGCCCAGCCGGGGUCCCGGCGAGAAACCGUCGACCAGUCCAGGCGCCAAGAUCAAAGAGAAGCGAUUGUCUCCGGAGUCCCGAGGACGAAGACGGCUUGAGCGGGUGGGCGGAAGGGGUGCGCUUCAGGAGCCGCGGAGAUGUCGGUGCCGCUGCUGAAGAUCGGCGUGGUGCUCAGCACCAUGGCCAUGAUCACCAACUGGAUGUCGCAGACCCUGCCCUCGCUGGUGGGGCUCAACACCACCAAGCUGACGGCGGCGCAGGGGGGCUACCUGGACCGCAGCACCGGAGUGCUGCCGGCAAACCCGGAAGAGUCGUGGCAGGUGUACAGUUCUGGCCAGGAUGGCGAGGGCAGGUGCGUGUGCACCGUGGUGGCGCCCCAGCAGUCCAUGUGCUCCAGGGACGCCCGCACCAAACAACUGAGGCAGCUGCUGGAGAAGGUCCAGAACAUGACCCAGUCCAUCCAGGUGCUGGACCAGCGAACCCAGAGAGAGCUCCAGUAUGUGGAGAAGAUGGAGGUCCAGCUCCGUGGCCUGCAGACCAAGUUCAGGCAGGUGGAGGAAAACCACAUGCAGAACACCGCCAAGCAAUACAAGGCCAUAAAGGCGAAAAUGGAGGAGAUUAGACCGUUGAUACCGGUGUUGGUGGAGUACAAGGCCGAUGCCAAAUUGGUAUUGCAGUUUAAGGAGGAGGUCCAGAAUCUGACGUCGGUUCUAAGCGAACUCCAGGAGGAGAUGGGCGCCUAUGACUACGAGGAGCUCCACAGCCGAGUGUCAAAUCUCGAGGAGAGGCUGCGAGCGUGCAUGCAAAAAUUAGCCUGCGGCAAACUGACGGGCAUCAGUGACCCCAUCACCAUCAAGACGUCGGGGUCCAGGUUCGGGUCCUGGAUGACCGAUCCUCUGGCGCCUGAAGGGGACACACGGGUCUGGUACAUGGACGGCUACCACAACAACCGCUUUGUGCGGGAGUACAAGUCCAUGCAGGACUUCAUGACGUCGGACAACUUCACCUCCCACCGGCUGCCCCACCCGUGGUCCGGAACGGGUCAAGUGGUCUACAACGGCUCCAUCUACUUCAACAAGUUCCAGAGCCACGUCAUCAUCAAGUUUGACUUCCGCACCUCCUCCAUCAGCAAGUCCCGGCAGCUGGACUACGCCGGCUUCAACAACGCCUACCACUACGCCUGGGGCGGCCACUCCGACAUCGACCUGAUGGUGGACGAGGGGGGCCUGUGGGCCGUCUACGCCACCAACCAGAACGCGGGCAACAUCGUGGUCAGCAAGCUGAACCCCAACACGCUGCAGAUCCUCAAGAGCUGGAGCACCAAUCACCCCAAGAGGAGUGCCGGUGAGUCCUUUAUGAUCUGCGGCACGCUCUAUGUCACCAACGGGUACUCCGGCGGUACCAAGGUCUACUACGCCUACUCCACCAACUCCUCCACGUACGAGUACAUAGACAUCGCCUUUCAGAAUAAGUACUCGCACAUUUCCAUGUUGGACUACAACCCGCGGGACCGCGCCCUGUACGCCUGGAACAACGGGCACCAGGUGCUCUACAACGUCACGCUGUUCCACGUCAUCCGCUCCGAGGAACUGUAACCUUCCGGCAUCCAUCGGAUCGAUAUGUCUUCGGCAGAAAAAAAAAAAUAUCCUGCUAAUAAAACCAAGACACGGAAUGUGCACAUACGGGACUUUAUGAAAAAGAUGUCUGAAAAAGAUCUCUGUAUCGAACAGGGGUGUCAAACUCAUUUUCCUAAAAAUCACGGCACGAUAACUUAAAAAUAAAGACAACUCCGGAUUGUUUUCUUUGUUUAAAAAUAGAACGGGCGCAUUCUGAAAAUGUACAGAUUCUAACGUUUUUACAUAGUAUUCCACCUUAAUUUCUCGUUAUUUAUACUUUCUAAAUAAAUUAUGUGUUCAUUUUAAUUCUAUAAAACAUUUUUUUUUUUAAUUGUUAACACUUUAGUACGGGGAACAUAUUCACUAGAGAUGUCCGAUUUCAAAAACCCCAGUAUGUUUUGACUACUACUAAGCAAUUAUAUAAACGCAACACCCAAGCUGGCUAGCUUGUGAAGCCCCCUGCGCACCUGCAGGUGGCGCUACGCGUCCACACCGUCACGUCUAGCGGGAUUACAUAAACAACGCGACGGAACGGCGAUGCUAAAGAACGCACAGUUGCAUGAGGGGCCGUUAGGGACAUUAUUCAGAAUGACCUCUCACACACACUACUGAAAUACUCUCACACACCCUACAGAAAUGCUCUCACACACACUACUGAAGUACUCUCACAGACACUACUGAAAUACUCUCACACACACUACAGAAAUGCUCUCUCACACACACACUACUGAAAUACUCUCACACACCCUACAGAAAUGCUCUCACACACACUACUGAAGUACUCUCACACACACUACAGAAAUGCUCUCACACACACACACUACUGAAAUACUCUCACACACACUACUGAAAUGCUCUCACACACACUACUAAAAUGCUCUCAAACACACUACUGAAAUGCUCUCAAACAAACUACUGAAAUACUCUCACACACACUACUGAAAUGCUCUCAAACACACUACUGAAAUGCUCUCACACACACACUACUAAAAUACUCUCACACACACACACUACUGAAAUACUCUCACACACACUACUGAAAUGCUCUCACACACACACUACUAAAAUGCUCCCACAAACACUACUGAAAUGCUUUCACUCACACUACUGAAAUGCUUUCACACACACUACUGAAAUAUUCUCACACACACUACUGAAAAACUCUCACACACACUACUGAAAUGCUCUCACACACACUACUGAAAUGCUCUCACACACAUGACUGAAAUGCUCUCACACACAUUACUGAAAUGCUCUCACACACACUACUGAAAUGCUCUCACACACACUACUGAAAUACUCUCACACACACUACUGAAAUGUUCUCACACACACUUCUGAAAUGCUCUCACACACUACUGAAAUACUCUCACUCACACUACUGAAAUGCUUUCACACACACACGACUAAAAUGCUCUCACACACAUUACCGAAAUGCUCUCACACACAUUACUGAAAUGCUCUCACACACUACUGAAAUACUCACACACACUACUGAAAUGCUCUUACACACACUACUGAAAUGCACUCACACACACACACACACACUACUGACACACUCUCACUCACACUACUGAAAUGCUCUCACACACUACUGAAAUGCUCUCACACACACUACUGAAAUUCUUUCACACACACUACUGAAAUGCUCUCACACACACUACUGAAAUCGGACCGCCGAUAUUAUUGGCCGAUAAAUGCUUUUAAAAUUUGACAUCGGAAAUUAUCGGUAUUGGUUUCAUAAAGUAAAAUGUAUGACUUUUUAAAACGCCCGCUGCACUGAGUGGUACGCAGACGUAGGGAAGGGUAUGGCGCGCCAGUAAACCUUAAAGGCACAUAAUAAUCACAUAAUAUCUACGGCUUUUCACACACACACACACACACACACACACACGCACGCACACACACACACACACACGCACACACGAGUGAAUGCAACGCAUACUUGGUCAACUGCCACACAGGUCACACUGAGGGCGGCCGUAUAAACAACGUUAACACUGUUACAAAUAUGCGCCGCACUGUGAACGCACACCAAACAAGAAAUAACAAAACGAAUUUCAGGAGAACAUAACACAACGGAACAAAUACCUGGAAUCCCUUGCAGCACUAACUGAUAUAAUAGGCAUAAUAAUGUGUUAAUUCCACGAUUGUAUAUACCGGUAUCGUUUAAAUCGGUAAUUAGGAGUUGGACAAUAUCAGAUUUGGUCAAAAAAGCCAUUACCUGACAUCUUUGACAUUCACCAUUAAUUAGUGGCUUACUAACAUGCAAAUUAGUCACAUAUUGCCUCUUAAUUAGUCAUUAUUAAGUACUUAUUUAUGCCUUAUUCUGCACAGCCUUAUUAUAGAACAACCCUAACCCUCUAACUCUAACCUUAACCAUGAAACGAUUUACGUGGACCCAGACUUAAACAAGUUGAAAAACUUAUUGGGGUGUUACCAUUUAGUGGUCAAUUGUAUGGAAUAUGUACUGUUCUGUGCAAUCUACUAAUAAAAGGUUCAAUCAAUCAAUCAAAUACCUAACCAAAUAACUCUUAAUUAAGUCUUUGUUACUUAAAAUACAUUCCCUUAGUGUCGAAAUAACUCUUAAUUAAGUCUUUGUUACUUACAAUAUGUUCCCCUUGUGUCCAAAUAACAUUUAAGUCUUUGCUACUUACAAUAUGUUCUCCUUAUGUCCAAAUAACUCUUAAUUAAGUCUUUGUUACUCACACAAUGUUCCCCUAGUGUCAAAAUAACUCUUAAUUAAGUCUUUGUUACUUACAAUAUGUUCCCCUAGUGUCCAAAUAACUCUUAAUUAAGUCUUUUUUACUUACAAUAUGUUCCCCUUGUGUCCAAAUAACUAUUAAUUAAGUUUUGGUUACUUACAAUAUGUUCGCCUAUUGUCCAAAUAACUCUUAAUUAAGUCUUUGUUACUCACACAAUGUUCCCCGAGUGUCAAAGUAACUCUUAAUUAAGUCUUUCUUACUUACAACAUGUUCCCCUUGUGUCCAAAUAACUAUUAAUUAAGUUCUGGUUACUUACAAUAUGUUCGCCUAUUGUCCAAAUAACUCUUAAUUAAGUCUUUGUUACUCACGCAAUGUUCCCCUAGUGUCCAAAUAACUCUUAAUUAAGUCUUUGUUACUCACACAGUGUUCUCCUAGUGUCCAAAUAACUCUUAAUUAAGUCUUUGUUAAUCACACAAUGUUCUCCUAGUGUCCAAAUAACUCUUAAUUAAGUAUGUGUUACUCACACAAUGUUCCCCUAGUGUCCAAAUAACUCUUAAGUAUUUCUUACUUACAAUAUGUUCCUCUAUUGUCCAAAUAACUCUUAAUUAAUCUAAAUUAAGUCUUUGUUACUUACAAUAUGUUCCCCCAGUGUCCAAAUAACUCUUAAUGAAGUCUUUGUUACUCACACAAUGUUCCCCUAGUGUCCAAAUAACUCUUAAUUAAUCUAAAUUAAGUUUGUGUUACUUAGAAUAUGUUCCCCUAGUGUCCAAAUAACUCUUAAUUAAGUAUUUUUACUUACAAUAUGUUCCCCUUGUGUCCAAAUAACUAUUAAUUACUUACAAUAUGUUCGCAUCGUGUCCAAAUAACACUUAAUUAAGUCUUUGUUACUUACAAUAUGUUCCCCCAGUGUCCAAAUAACAGUUAAUUAAUCUAAAUUAAGUCUUUGUUACUUACAAUAUGUUCCCCUCGUGUCCAAAUAACUCUUCAUUAAGUCUUUGUUACUUACAAUAUGUUCCCCUAGUGUCCAAAUAACAGUUAAUUAAUCUAAAUUAAGUCUUUGUUACUUACAAUAUGUUCCCCUCGUGUCCAAAUAACUCUUAAUUAAGUCUUUGUUACUUACAAUAUGUUCCCCUCGUGUCCAAAUAACUCUUAAUUAAGUCUUUGUUACUUACACAAUGUUCCCCUAGUGUCCAAAUAACUCCUAAUUAAUCUAAAUUAAGUCUUUGUUACUUAAAAUAUGUUCCCCUAGUGUCCAACUAACUCUUAAGUCUUUGUUACUUACAAUAUGUUCUCCUAGUGUCCAAAUAACUCUUAAUUAAGUCUUUUUUUACUUACAAUAUGUUCCCCUUGUGUCCAAAUAACUAUUAAUUAAGUCUUUCUUACUUAAAAUAUGUUCCCCUCGUGUCCAAAUAACAGUUAAUUAAUCUGAAUUAAGUCUCUGUUACUUACAAUAUGUUCCCCUUUUGUCCAAAUAACUCUUAAUUAAGUCUUUGUUACUUACAAUAUGUUCUCCUAGUGUCCAAAUAACUCUUAAGUCUUUGUUACUCACACAAUGUUCUCCUAGUGUCCAAAUAACUCUUAAGUCUUUUUUUACUUACAAUAUGUUCCCCUUGUGUCCAAAUAACUAUUAAUUAAGUCUUUCUUACUUAAAAUAUGUUCCCCUCGUGUCCAAAUAACAGUUAAUUAAUCUGAAUUAAGUCUCUGUUACUUACAAUAUGUUCCCCUUGUGUCCAAAUAACUCUUAAUUAAGUCUUUGUUACUUACAAUAUGUUCUCCUAGUGUCCAAAUAACUCUUAAGUCUUUGUUACUCACACAAUGUUCCCUUAGUGUCCAAAUAACUCUUAAGUCUUUGUUACUCACACAAUGUUCCCCUAGUGUCCAAAUAACUCUUAAUUAAGUCUUUGUUACUUACAAUAUGUUCCCCUCGUGUCCAAAUAACAGUUAAUUAAUCUAAAUUGUCUUUGUUACUGACAAUAUGUUCCCCUCGUGUCCAAAUAACUCUUAAGUCUUUCUUACUUACAAUAUGUUCCCCUCGUGUCCAAAUAACAGUUAAUUAAUCUAAAUUAAGUCUUUGUUACUUACAAUAUGUUCCCCUUGUGUCCAAAUAACUCUUAAUUAAGUAUUUGUUACUCACACAAUGUUCCCCUAGUGUCCAAAUAACUCUUAAUUAAGUCUUUGUUACUCACACAAUGUUCCCCUAGUGUCCAAAUAACUCCUAAUUAAUCAAAAUUAAGUCUUUGUUACUCACACAAUGUUCCCCUAGUGUCCAAAUAACUCUUAAUUAAGUCUUUGUUACUUACACAAUGUUCCCCUAGUGUCCAAAUAACUCCUAAUUAAUCUAAAUUAAGUCUUUGUUACUUACAAUAUGUUCGCCUAUUAUCCAAAUAACUCUUAAUUAAUCUAAAUUAAGUCUUUGUUACUAAGAAUAUGUUCCCCUAGUGUCCAACUAACUCUUAAGUCUUUGUUACUUACAAUAUGUUCUCCUAGUGUCCAAAUAACUCUUAAUUAAGUCUUUUUUACUUACAAUAUGUUCCCUUUGUGUCCAAAAAACAGUUAACUAAUCUAAAUUGUCUUUGUUACUUACAAUAUGUUCCCCUCGUGUCCAAAUAACGCUUCAGUAAGUCUUUGUUACUUACAAUAUGUUCCCCUAAUGUCCAAAUAACUCUUAAUUAAGUCUUUCUUACUUACAAUAGUUUCCCCUCGUGUACAAAUAACAGUUAAUUAAUCUAAAUUAAGUCUUUGUUCCUUACAAUAUGUUCCCCUCGUGUCCAAAUAACUCUUCAUUAAGUCUUUGUUACUUACAAUAUGUUCCCCAAAUGUCCAAAUAACUCUUAAUUAAGUCUUUGUUACUUACAAUAUGUUCCCCUCGUGUCCAAAUAACAGUUAAUUAAUCUAAAUUAAGUCUUUGUUACUUACAAUAUGUUCCCCUAUUGUCCAAAUAACUCUUAAUUAAUCUAAAUUAAGUCUUUGUUACUUACAAUAUGUUCCCCUCGUGUCCAAAUAACUCUUAUAAUUAGGUCUUUCUUACUUAGAAUAUGUUCCCCAUACUAAAGUAUUACCAAAAAAGUAUAUCAAAAUCAAAUUAUAAGAUGUUAUUUAUGUGCUUUGGUCAUUUUCCUCGACUUGUGCACUAACAUAAUGUGGCUUAUUAUUAUUAUUAUAAUAAUUUUUUUAUUUAUUUUUUUUUACAAAUAAUUGCUAUUGUCACAUCUAGUGGACGCAUUUAGAACAGCAGUUUCUUUCAUUGAAAAAACGUCGCCUCAUUUUUAUACCUCGAAAACUCACCCCGCCGGCCGUUUGACACCCCUGGUAUAGAACGUCAUUAUAUGAGACUGUGGGAUUUAAAGAAAAAAAGCAAUUUUUGUACAUUUAACAAAAAAAUAAAAUAAAAAAACUCUUAAUAUGAAUACUAGUUACCUAAUAGUCGACGUUUCUUUUGAUAGCUCAUUUUGUCGGAAUGAAACACUUUGAUUGUUUACCGCAUAGAAAAUGAUUGUACAAGUAGGCUAAAUAUAUAUAUAUAUAUAUAUAUAUAUAUAUAUAUAUAUAUAUAUAUAUAUAUAUAUAUAUAUAUAUA
Molecule: messenger RNA, 8079 nt
Organism: Nerophis ophidion (straightnose pipefish)
Lineage: Eukaryota; Metazoa; Chordata; Actinopteri; Syngnathiformes; Syngnathidae
Gene: olfm1b
Product: olfactomedin 1b
Exons: 6
Coding region: 319-1776 (485 amino acids)
Biological process (GO): signal transduction
Source: RefSeq, a predicted model, not a curated record